Didymosphaeria variabile is the source of this 474-nucleotide messenger RNA. It is a transcript of the gene DCN1, whose product is annotated as Scaffold-type E3 ligase. Gene Ontology annotation, cellular component: ubiquitin ligase complex. Gene Ontology annotation, biological process: positive regulation of ubiquitin-protein transferase activity; protein neddylation. The record is from RefSeq and is a predicted model, not a curated record. Lineage: Eukaryota; Fungi; Ascomycota; Dothideomycetes; Pleosporales; Didymosphaeriaceae. The transcript is spliced from 2 exons. Bases 1 to 474 code for a protein of 157 amino acids. Gene Ontology annotation, molecular function: ubiquitin-like protein binding; ubiquitin conjugating enzyme binding; cullin family protein binding.
AUGGAGGCGUACUCAAACUUACGUUCGAGCAGCGCGGACACACUCGACAAGCAGAAGGAGCACCUGAAGUCUUUGAAGCAGCGGUUACCAUCCGAUAAGGCCGCUUUCGAGAAGGUCUACAAGUACACAUUCCUUCUUGGUAAGAACGCAGGCGCCAAGGCCGUUCCUCUCGACUCUGCCAUCGCAUUCUGGGAGCUGCUCUUCACGUCACCGCUGUCUGCAGUGCGAUGGACCAGCCCGAACUCUCCGUGGUUCGAGUGGUGGACUGAGUUCCUCAAUGCUGAGUGGAAGAAGAGCGUCAACAAGGACAUGUGGAACGAGACGCUCAAGUUUGCCAAGCUCACACUGGAGGACGAGGCGCUUAGCUUUUGGGACGAAUCCUCCUCGUGGCCGUCGGUCAUCGACGACUUCGUGGAGUGGGUCAAGAAGGAGAAAAGGCCGAGCCAGGAAAACGUCGACGAGAUGGAAGAGUAG